AUGGUUCAUAAAGUAAAUGAUCGGGUACAGAUAGAUGGCAAAUCCUGUACCAUUCGAUUUGUUGGCGAGAUUCAUAGGUGGCCUGGAUCAAUUACUUAUGGUGUAGAAUGGGAUGAUUCCAAACGAGGUAGGAACUCCGGUACGAUUGAUGAUCAAGAGUAUUUCAAGACAGCUGUGCCCAAUGCUGGAUCAUUCUUAAAGGAAACCAAAUGGUCCCUUCUAUUAGACUCUGGUGUUUCCUUCUAUGAAGCCCUACAAGAGAAAUAUGGCAAACCUAAGAGGGAGAAGGAAGACAUUUACUUGGGAACGAAAAGAGUGGAAAGUUUUGGAUUCGAAAAACUGACAGUAGAGGAGCAAGACUUGGGAAAGCUCCAGGGAUUAUGCCUUGAUCACUGUAAAAUCAGUUGCUUGGAAAGCGGCCGCAAUAAAAUUUCAAACAACUACUCUAAUAUUUUCGAGUUGGAUCUCUCGUACAAUCUUUUAGCCGAUGUCAGAGAAAUAUGUGAAUUUAUCAGUCAUUUCCGAGACUUGAAAUUCUUAGACUUAUCCGGGAAUUAUUUUACCAAGGGAUGGCAUAGCUUGGAUCAAUAUUCUUUCCCAGCUGUCACAGUACUCUAUUUGUCCAAUUGCCGCCUUGAUCUAAAUCAACUAAGGCAAUUAUUAAAAAUCUUUCCCUCCGUGGAAAUUCUCGAUGCCAGCAAGAACUAUUUAAAAGAUAUCGAUAGCACUGACGUGGAUUUUCCAAUUUCAGUUGGGGAACUAAUUCUUAGUGGUAACUCCAUAAGGUACCUCCCACCCAGUUUGUCCCGUUGGAACCUACAUACUUUGAACCUCUCUCAUAAUGCCAUCGAAAAUAUUUCUAAUGUUCCAACCACUGAUUUGAAAAACCUAGAUUUAUCACAUAAUUUAAUAGCCGAUUGGAAGACAUUAGAUCAGUUAAAUAUUGGUUUUCCAGAGCUUCAUUCUCUCAGAGUGAAUGGAAAUCUUUUCUUCGAGAAUAGAGAAGAUCGCUUAGCUCAAUUUUAUUUGGUAAUAGCACGAUUCAACCAUUUGAAUAUCUUAAAUGGUUCAUUACUAUCAAAGAAGGAACGUGAGGAAGCAAGAUUGUUUUUCGUUUCUCAAGUAUCCCGGGGUUUAGUCCAAUACGAUAAAAGUUGCGAACUAUGGUGCCGAUUGUACUACCAAUAUGCUCCAAGAUAUGAAAUCGAAGGCAUUGAAGAAUCCUGGUUGGGUUCUCAAAUAUUAAGUCUACGAGUGAAGCAAGAAGAGACACAAACGAUAUUAAAUUUAACAAUACUUUCGAGUUAUACUGUAAGAAACUUGAAACGCAUUAUCUGCCAACAAUUGAGCAUGAACAUCUUAAAAAUUACAUUAUCCUAUUUCAUUGCUCCCUCUGUAUUAGAGGAAGUCAGUCAAGAUUUCACACCUGUCAGUGAUUUGAAUCUCACUAAUGGUGAUAUUUUAUAUGUUAAAAGGAAGCAAUCCGAACAUUAA
This is a messenger RNA of Zygosaccharomyces rouxii, 1494 nucleotides long. RefSeq names its product Pac2p (gene PAC2). The record is from RefSeq and is a predicted model, not a curated record. The coding region runs from base 1 to 1494 and encodes 497 amino acids. Lineage: Eukaryota; Fungi; Ascomycota; Saccharomycetes; Saccharomycetales; Saccharomycetaceae. Gene Ontology annotation, cellular component: cytoplasm. Gene Ontology annotation, molecular function: protein kinase binding. The transcript has a single exon.